CAUUCGGUCAUAGGAGCUGUGGAGGGGGGCGCUCGAGCCACGUCGGUGAAACAAAUCAACGCUUGCAGGCAGAUUACAAAGAGGGUCCCUCCUGCUCAUCCAGGAGCAGGAGAUCCCGGGAGAUCAUGUCAACACCUGAUCCCCCCAUGGGAGGCACUCCUCGCCCCGGUCCCUCCCCUGGUCCGGGUCCUUCUCCUGGGGCUAUGCUUGGCCCCAGCCCCGGACCCUCCCCAGGCUCCUCUCACAGUAUGAUGGGCCCCAGCCCUGGUCCCCCCUCCUCUGGACACUCCCAGCCAGGGCCCUCUGGAUAUGGCCCGGACAGCAUGCACCCUCUGCACAAACCCAUGGAGGGUUUGCACGAGAAAAGCUUGAGUGAGGAGAGCCGUUUAAGUCAGAUGAAGGGACUGUCAGUGAGACAGGGCGGGCACAGUGGUAUGGGCCCCCCACCCAGUCCUCUAGACCAACACUCACAAGGCUACCACUCUCCAUUAGGUGGCUCUGAUCACUCAAGUCCCAUCCCUUCAAAUGGUCCCCCCUCUGGGCCCCUUAUGCCCUCAUCAUCUUCCUCCUCUUCCUCUGGUGGUCCUGGCUCUGCCUCUACACCAUUAGAUGGCUCCAGUGGAGAUCAGCACAUUUUGGGUCCUAAUAACCGACCCGUCCCUCCAGGCAGUUCUGGACCAGGCCCAAGCCCUGGACCCAGUCUUGGCCCCAGUGUCCCUAGCCUUGGUCCUGGCCUUGAUACCAGCGGCCCUGCGGGACCUGGAGGUCCUGGUGGUCCAACUCCCUUUAACCAGAACCAGCUUCACCAACUUAGAGCCCAGAUCAUGGCUUAUAAGAUGCUAGCCCGGGGACAGCCCCUCCCAGACCACCUUCAAAUAGCUGUCCAAGGAAAGAGGCCGAUGCCAGGGAUGCAGCAGCCCAUGCCUAGUUUGGCUCCCGGAGCUGGAGGAGGACCAGGAGGUGGUCCAACAGGACCAGGGCCAGGGCCAAUGGGCUCAGGCUACAGCCGAGGUCACGGAAUGAUGGGUCCAAAUAUGCCACCCCCCGGCCCAUCAGGAACCCCAGUUGGGAUGCAGGGUCAAAAUACUAAUGGUCCUCCCAAGUCAUGGCCCGAAGGCCCCAUGGUGAACGCAGCAGCCCCCUCCAACGCUCCACAAAAACUCAUCCCCCCUCAGCCCACUGGCCGGCCAUCUCCUGCUCCCCCUUCAGUUCCGCCGGCUGCCUCCCCAGUGAUGCCCCCGCAGACCCAGUCUCCCGGCCAGCCUGCACAGCCUACUCCCAUGAUGCCUUACCAUGCCAAGCAGAACCGCAUUACACCCAUUCAGAAACCCUGUGGCCUCGACCCCGUGGAGAUACUGCAGGAGAGGGAGUACAGGUUACAAGCUCGUAUAACCCAUCGCAUUGCUGAGCUAGAGAAUCUGCCGGGUUCUCUGGCUGGUGAUUUACGAACCAAAGCUACCAUAGAGCUCAAAGCCCUGCGACUACUUAACUUCCAGAGACAGCUGCGUCAAGAGGUGGUGGUGUGUAUGCGCCGUGACACAGCUCUAGAGACCGCCCUUGAUGCCAAGGCCUACAAGCGAAGCAAGCGACAGUCUCUCCGCGAAGCCCGCAUCACAGAGAAACUGGAGAAACAGCAGAAGAUUGAACAAGAACGCAAACGUAGACAAAAACAUCAGGAGUACCUCAACAGCAUCCUCCAGCAUGCCAAAGACUUCAAGGAGUACCACCGUUCGAUCACAGGCAAAAUCCAGAAACUGACCAAAGCUGUGGCUACUUACCACGCCAACACCGAGCGGGAGCAGAAGAAGGAGAAUGAGCGUAUUGAGAAAGAGAGGAUGAGGAGGCUCAUGGCUGAGGAUGAGGAGGGCUACCGUAAACUCAUCGACCAGAAGAAGGAUAAGCGCUUGGCCUACCUGCUGCAGCAGACCGACGAGUACGUCGCAAACCUCACAGAGCUGGUCCGAGCCCACAAAGCUGCACAGGCCCUCAAGGAGAAGAAAAAGAAGAAAAAGAAAAAGAAGAAGGUGGAGAAUGCCGAGGGUCAGACUCCUGCUUUGGGUCCUGAUGGAGAGCCUCUGGAUGAGACGAGUCAGAUGAGUGACCUGCCGGUGAAGGUCAUCCACGUGGACAGUGGGAAUAUCCUGACAGGGGUGGAUGCUCCCAAAGCUGGACAGCUGGAAACUUGGCUGGAGAUGAACCCUGGAUAUGAGGUGGCUCCCCGCUCAGACAGUGAAGACAGCGAGGAAGAGGAAGAGGAGGAGGAGGAAGAAGAGGAGCCUCAGCCUUCGGCAGCUCCAGUUGAGGAAAAGAUGAAGAUUACAGACCCAGACAGUGAAGAUGUGUCAGAGGUGGACGUCCGACACAUCAUUGAAAAUGCUAAACAGGACGUGGACGAUGAGUAUAGCGGUGCAGCGUUUGCUCGAGGACUCCAGUCGUAUUACUCUGUGGCUCACGCUGUCACAGAGAAGGUGGAGAAACAGUCCAGCUUGUUGAUAAAUGGGCAGCUUAAACAGUAUCAGAUUAAAGGUUUGGAGUGGCUGGUUUCUCUUUACAACAACAACCUGAAUGGGAUCCUGGCCGAUGAGAUGGGUCUGGGAAAAACCAUCCAGACUAUCGCCCUCAUCACAUACCUCAUGGAGCACAAACGGCUCAACGGACCCUACCUCAUCAUUGUACCUCUUUCAACUCUUUCUAACUGGGUGUAUGAGUUUGACAAAUGGGCGCCAUCAGUCGUGAAAGUGUCUUACAAGGGGUCUCCUGCCGCUAGAAGAGCGUUUGUCCCCCAGCUACGUAGUGGCAAGUUUAAUGUUUUGCUCACCACUUAUGAGUACAUCAUCAAGGACAAACAAGUACUGGCCAAGAUCCGUUGGAAGUAUAUGAUUGUAGACGAAGGCCACCGCAUGAAAAACCACCACUGUAAACUGACCCAGGUCCUGAACACCCAUUACCUUGCUCCGCGGCGAGUCUUGCUGACGGGGACGCCGCUGCAGAACAAACUUCCUGAGCUGUGGGCGCUGCUCAAUUUCCUCUUGCCCACUAUCUUCAAGUGCUGCAGCACCUUCGAACAGUGGUUUAAUGCCCCUUUCGCUAUGACUGGAGAGAAGGUGGACCUUAAUGAAGAGGAGACAAUUCUGAUUAUUCGUCGUCUCCAUAAAGUGCUACGCCCCUUCCUGUUACGGAGGUUGAAGAAGGAGGUGGAGGCACAGCUUCCAGAAAAGGUGGAGUAUGUGAUCAAGUGUGACAUGUCUUCUCUUCAGAGAGUCCUUUACAGGCACAUGCAGGCCAAGGGGGUUCUGCUCACUGAUGGAUCAGAGAAAGACAAGAAGGGUAAAGGGGGCACGAAGACACUGAUGAACACCAUCAUGCAGCUGAGGAAGAUCUGCAAUCACCCUUAUAUGUUUCAGCAAAUAGAGGAAUCCUUCUCUGAACAUUUAGGAUUCUCUGGUGGGAUAGUUCAGGGUCCUGACCUGUAUCGGGCAUCAGGAAAGUUUGAGGUGCUGGAUCGAAUUCUGCCAAAGCUGAGAGCCACAAACCACAAAGUGCUGCUUUUCUGUCAGAUGACCUCACUCAUGACCAUCAUGGAGGACUACUUUGCCUACCGUAACUUCAAAUACCUGCGUCUGGACGGCACAACAAAGGCUGAGGAUAGAGGAAUGUUACUGAAGACAUUCAAUGACCCAGAGUCAGAGUACUUUAUUUUUCUCCUGAGCACAAGGGCUGGAGGCCUCGGCCUCAAUCUGCAGUCUGCCGACACUGUAGUUAUUUUUGACUCCGACUGGAACCCACAUCAGGACUUGCAGGCACAGGACAGAGCUCACCGCAUUGGUCAGCAAAAUGAGGUACGCGUGCUCCGUCUCUGUACAGUCAACAGCGUCGAGGAGAAAAUCCUGGCAGCGGCCAAAUACAAACUAAAUGUAGACCAAAAAGUUAUCCAGGCCGGCAUGUUCGACCAGAAGUCUUCCAGCCACGAGCGCAGGGCCUUUUUGCAGGCCAUCCUGGAGCACGAGGAGCAAGACGAGGUCUGGGGUCAAGACGUGUGCCUACACAUGAAUGUGUGUGCGUGCACCGCCAACACACAAUUUAGAGUGUGCUUUGCUCUGCUCUGCCUGCCAAUGUGUGUCUGCUGUAUUCAGGAGGAGGAUGAGGUGCCAGAUGAUGAGACGGUCAACCAGAUGAUUGCUAGGAGUGAAGAGGAGUUCGAGCUGUUCAUGCGUAUGGACCUGGACCGACGCCGCGAGGAGGCUCGUAACCCACGACGAAAACCACGGCUGAUGGAGGAGGACGAGCUGCCCACGUGGAUCAUGAAGGACGAUGCUGAGGUUGAGCGACUUACCUGUGAGGAAGAGGAGGAGAAAAUGUUUGGCCGAGGUUCCCGACAACGGAAGGAAGUGGACUACAGCGAUUCGCUGACUGAGAAGCAGUGGCUCAAGGCGAUAGAGGAAGGCACACUGGAGGAGAUGGAGGAAGAAGUACGGCACAAAAAGACGACCCGCAAGAGGAAGCGAGACCGUGACCUGGAUCUCCCUGGUCCCUCCUCUUCCAUAGGGGGACGUGGACGGGGGGAUAAAGAUGAUGACGGGAAGAGGCAGAGGAAGAGGGGACGGCCACCUGUCGAAAAACUCUCACCAAAUCCUCCCACCCUCACAAAGAAGAUGAAGAAAAUUGUGGACGCUGUCAUCAAAUACAAAGACAGCGCCAGUGGGCGUCAGCUGAGCGAGGUGUUCAUCCAGCUGCCGUCUCGAAAAGAGCUGCCCGAGUACUACGAACUCAUCCGCAAGCCGGUAGACUUCAGGAAGAUCAAGGAGAGGAUUCGAAGUCAUCGCUACCGCAGUCUGGGUGACCUGGAGAGAGACGUCAUGCUGCUCUUCCAGAAUGCUCAGACCUUCAACCUGGAGGGAUCACUGAUAUACGAGGACUCCAUCGUGCUACAGUCGGUGUUCACCAGCUUGAGGCAAAAGAUCGAGAAAGAGGAGGAAAGUGAGGGAGAGGAGAGUGAAGAAGAGGAGGAAGAGCAGGAGGAAGGAUCAGAGUCUGAAUCCCGCUCAGUGAAGGUGAAAAUCCGUCUGAGCAGGAAGGAUAAAGCUGGAGAUCGAGGGAAGGGACGCAGCAGACGGACGGGACGCACCAGAGCAAAGCCGGUCGUCAGUGAUGAUGACUCUGAGGAUGAGCAGGAAGAGGAGCGCUCCCCCAGUGCCACCGAUGAUGAGGCCUGAACUGUACUGUGAAUUAGGAGAGAAGGGUGUAUAAAGGGAUAUCCCACCAAAUCAAUCAACACUUCUAAAGUAAUAAAACAUGCCUCAGUCCACUCCAUCCACCCUCAGUCAAAUAUAUUAAGUAGAAAUGGAAGAAGAGGAGUUUCUUUCUCUACAUUUGCAAAGAUGUGAUGAUCACAUGGCUCCAUAUACCAUAAAAUAUAUGUUGCUUAGGCUUUGUUCCAGACUUUUUUUUCCUGCUGUGCAUCAGUCUGCAAAACAGAAUUAUGUGAAAUUUUUUAAAAAAAUAUUUGUACAGUUCUGGGAGUGUUGAGAUCUUGUAUACAGAUAUAAUUACUGCUUCAUUGGUGACAACUAUGAAGAGAAUAGCACACAAAAAACACAACAGCAAAAGAUGCUGUGUCAGCAAACCAUGAGGCGGUAAUGUAAAGGUGUAUUCUGAUAAACAAGAGAAAAGCUGCUGCCCACUACACACAGCAGGAAAUGCAUGUUUGUAAUAAGCAAAGGUGGUCCUUAUUGUCAGCUUUUUUAAGUUAAAAGUGUAAUUAUAAUUAAAAACAGAUCUCCUCUUUAAUUUUAGUGUGCCAAUAUUUAAGACCUAUUUCAGUAAUUAUCUAGAUACUAUAUGUGAUAACAGUGUAGAGGUAAGAUAAUUGUGCUAAGAGUCUUCAUCAGCCUGUCUUCAGAUAAAUGCCCUGAAGCCUUGUGUGAGGCAAAUUCUAGUCUAAUGGAAACAUGGACUGCAAUGUCACUUUAUUUUAAAAGUUCCACUGUUUGGCAUUUAUUUAAAGCUAUAUAUAAACCUUUAAUGUAUAUUUGUGACCAGUAUAGUAUGAUUCAGCCUACCUGUUUUUACUAAUUUACUGUGAUUACAACAACUCUAUGAAGAUAUUCUAUUGUUUUAGAGCUAUGUUUGACUAUACUGCCAUGUCACAGUUAACAAAUACAUAAACAGAGCUAUGUAACCAUUAAAUGUUUGCAUAUGCUUAUAAAUGCCAAAUAUGGACCUCCAAAUGUUAUCAUCAAGACUAUCACUAUUAAACAUUAAGUUUGAUUUUUGGACAAACUGUCCUUAAAUGCUGAUGUUUCACCUCUGCCUCACUUUGAUGAUGUUUUGUGACAACAGUCUCUGGACCUGCUGUGAUUCCCCUGGUGUGUGUACAUCACAUGUUUGUGACUGUUUAGGUUGGAAAGCCAGCCAGCUGUGUACGCAGGGUGUUUCCAGACUUCUCAGAAGCUCUUUAGCAACACACCACAGUUAUUUGUCUGAGGUUCGAUGGAGCUGAGGCCGAGUCACUCUCCACUAUUGUACAGAAUAAAAACACCCUACUUUACCUUGCUGCUGCUGCUUACCUGUUACACUUCCAGUAUAAGCACUUACAACUGUUGAUUGUAGAAUUCAAGAAUCACAAGGUUGUAAUACAUGAGUACUGUAACUUGUUCUUCUGUUGUUGUGUGGUGACUUUAGGAUUUCAGAACAGUUUCAUCUAUUUCGGCACUUUUUCUGCUUUUGAUUUUUAAGACAAAGGACCAGGGGGACGUCAGCUCCUCUCUGUGAAUGCCUCACGGCCGUAUGGUGUUGGAUAUACUGUAUAGAGUAUUUUCAGAUUAUAAUGUCAAUGCAUGUAUGUACAGCUUGCAAAUUCAGUACUGUACUUUUCUCAUUACAGUAGGUAACCAGAGUGAACCAAAGCAUCGGUGUUUGCAUCUGUGUUGUGUUGUUUCAUUGUGGCUGAAACUUGGAACAAAACAAUAAAUUAUUGACAGUGUGUGAUGUA
Pelmatolapia mariae (spotted tilapia) is the source of this 6991-nucleotide messenger RNA. Its product is annotated as transcription activator BRG1. Gene Ontology annotation, biological process: positive regulation of transcription by RNA polymerase II. The record is from RefSeq and is a predicted model, not a curated record. Gene Ontology annotation, molecular function: histone binding; ATP-dependent chromatin remodeler activity; DNA binding. Gene Ontology annotation, cellular component: nucleus. NCBI's taxonomy places the organism in Eukaryota, Metazoa, Chordata, Actinopteri, Cichliformes, Cichlidae.